This is a messenger RNA of Spodoptera exigua (beet armyworm), 552 nucleotides long. The record is from the annotation of a GenBank genome assembly. NCBI's taxonomy places the organism in Eukaryota, Metazoa, Arthropoda, Insecta, Lepidoptera, Noctuidae.
AUGUUCAGCUCUUUUUAUCCAACCACUGCCAGCCACCGGAUAUCGUCAGUCUACAUAUUUGGAGAACGCCCUAAACUACGUUUGCCUAGGUCUCCACUCAUUCACGUCAUGGAUUCUUCAGAUUCAGACAGAAAGGUGCGUGGCGCUAGCGUCGCGGCGUGCGCGCGCCGGCUAUAUUUGAGUGCGCGCCGUCGUUACAUAAAACUGUCGAGUGUCGAUCCUCACCUCCUCUAUCUUGAGGCUGGUGCGGACCACCUUGCGGGUGACCGCGCUCUCGUAUGUCUCCUCGAUAGUCUCCGCCAUGGUUGCGAGUCGCGGGCGCAGCGGGCGACGCGCGCGGUAGUUGCGCCGGUACUGAGCGGCGCGCGGUUAUUUUUAGUCAGCGGCGUGGUACGGCCGCCUCACAGUGGUGUAACUGGCACUCGGGAAUCGGGGUGGCGAAGCCGAUGGCGGGCUGAGCGAUACUGCCGGCCUUCGGUCGCGGUGGCGGUUAGGGGCGCUGCGCACUCGCCGCCCGCCUGCCUUGUGACGCCGCACUCACAGCCUCGAUGA